AACGGACAGCCGUGCCCCUCUCUUCACCACUCGACUGCACCAGCACCUUCUCUCUCCCUCAUCCUCGCCGCACUCAUGAAGAACAAGAAGACCGUGAGCCAUGGCAGCGGUAUGCCUUCUCGCGAAGUGCAGCACAUUAGAGACGUAGCCAUGCACGAGACCUUGGCUUCGCUGCCCGACACCUUUGCAAACAACUUUCUGACGGGCAGGCGCGUCCCCCCUCCUCACGAGUGCGACGGAGAGACAACUGAGACUGUGGAUGAUUGGGCUGCUCGGGCAUUCGAGGCGCCACCUGCUAGGAUGGCAGAGAGGCUGGACGCCUUCGAGUCAGCGCUUCUGCGAGUGCACGAGAUGAAGAGGCCGUCGGCAGUCCCUGCAACGGUAAAGGCAUUCAAGCUAGGCUGGAUAUGUCUUUUGCGCUGCUGCAGGAGCCCUCAAGUAGCAAGGCGUGCAUCGCUCGCGCCUCUAAGAUGCCGUCGUUCAAGGACGAGAGCGAAGACAUGCUUCUUCAACUGUGGCACAGCAGAGCCGAGACCCUUGAGGCGACGGUGCUCGACAUCCGCCUCGCCGCGCGCAAAUUUCACGAGGAUCCCGCUUGGCGUGGAAACGGCAAGUACCAGGACCACAAGGCAUGCUUCGAUUCGGCGUACCUCGAGAUGCGAGAGCCGCUCGCGGCUACAGACGCUCGUCUCCACGCCGGUCCGAGCAGCACGCGCGGUCGAUCCGCAGCGGACGAGUCAGAGGACGAGGUUGUGGAGGCGUCGGCGGCCGCUGAAACGUCAAGCACCGGACGCCGCGCUGCAGGCAGAGCGCCGCCCUUGAGGCUCACUGCGCCCCCCGGCCCGUGAGUGCCAGGGCUGGCAGUAUCUCUGACAGCUGCUGCACGCUCGCUGAACCUGUGCGCCGUGAUCUAGGGCCGGUCGCCA
Tilletiopsis washingtonensis is the source of this 926-nucleotide messenger RNA. RefSeq lists its product as hypothetical. The coding region runs from base 76 to 822 and encodes 248 amino acids. The transcript has 2 exons. Lineage: Eukaryota; Fungi; Basidiomycota; Exobasidiomycetes; Entylomatales. The record is from RefSeq and is a predicted model, not a curated record.